AUGUCACCUGCAGAAGAAGAGAGCAGCUUAUCUUUUCCAGAGAGAUGGCCCCGAGCCAGCAAAUUCGCUCUGUCAGCCUGUGCAGCGGCUGUGGCAGAACUAGUGACAUUUCCUCUGGAUCUCACGAAAACCCGGCUGCAGGUCCAAGGUGAAGCUGCGGCCGGGCCGGCGGUCCCGUACCGCGGGAUGCUGCGCACGGCGGCUGGAAUUGCACAGGAGGAGGGGGUGUGGAAGCUCUGGCAAGGAGCCACGCCGGCCGUCUACCGCCACAUAGUGUACACUGGUGUCCGGAUGGUUACUUACGAACAUCUCCGUGACUCCGUGCUUGGCAGGGCAGAGGGUGAAAGCUUUCCUCUCUGGAAAGCUGUGGUUGGAGGCGUAUCUGCAGGUGCCAUUGGACAGUUUUUUGCCAGCCCAACUGAUCUGGUGAAGGUGCAGAUGCAGAUGGAGGGGAAAAGGAAGUUGGAAGGAAAGCCAUUACGGUUUCGGGGUGUGCACCACGCAUUUCUGAAGAUCCUGUCUGAAGGAGGAGUAAGGGGACUUUGGGCUGGAUGGGUACCAAAUGUCCAGAGAGCUGCUCUGGUGAAUAUGGGAGAUCUGACGACUUACGACACAGUGAAACACUUCUUGCUUCUGAACACGACACUUGUGGACAACAGUGUGACUCACAGUGUCAGCAGUGUCUGCUCUGGGCUGGUAGCAGCUGUGCUGGGAACUCCUGCUGAUGUGGUCAAAACCCGGAUAAUGAACCAGCCAAGAGAUAAGCAGGGAAGAGGUCUGCUCUAUAAAUCUUCCAUGGACUGCUUGAUUCAGACUGUGCAGGGUGAAGGGUUAAUGUCUCUGUACAAAGGCUUUAUACCAACCUGGAUGCGAAUGGCACCCUGGUCACUGGUAUUCUGGCUUACAUAUGAACAAAUCAGAAGGCUGUGUGGAGUUACUUCUUUUUAAAACCUUCAGUAUUCACAGAGAAGAGCAGUCAAGCUGAAUUCUCAUUCCACAGGGUAGUAGGAUCACAUGCAUAGCUUGUUGCUCCAAAUCCAGUCCUUACUGGUUGGGAACAGCCAUGACUUGAGGAUACUAUUUGAUUGUCAGACUACAUGAAAUUUAUAUUAUCCACGGGAUAAAACUGUCCCAGCAAUACUUCAGCUACCAGCCAGCAUCAGCUUUCUGAACCAGAAAACAGGAAUAAAAAACAUUCUACCAAGCAAAUAGAACAUAAUACUGUCUGUUUGAUAAUGGAGAUGGUUUCUAUUGCUAAAAAACAAGAGCAGGUUGAUCAAUGCACUGAAUAAGUUCUGUGGCUAAACAUCUAUAAAAUUAUUUGUGAAUUUUUGUUGUUAAUUUGCACACAGAUCAAGAACUACCUCUCAUUAGUUUGAUAUGUCAGCAAACCAAACCUGUAGUGCUAGGUAUUAAAAAAGAUAAAAGCAGUUUGCCUGAUUCCAAAUCUGCUUUGCACAAAAAGUGGAAGGGUUUGUGUUUCUCUUACUUCCCAGAGACUGCCUGACCUCUCCACUCAACUCUUGAAGUAAGAUCAUGAUUGAAAUGCAGUCCUGUUCUCAGAAAAUCAAACGCCUGGUUUGUUCUGCAAUGCUCAAAGGUCUCAGGAUAUUCCAUAGGACCAAGGUGAGCUACUUGUCCUGUGACAAUCUCAGUGCUGAUGUGGCAGACUGGGUCAUUUUCCAUGGGAAUGUGCACUCUGCCCACUUUACAUCUCAAUGGAAAUACAGUGUUCUCUUCAAUAAUGCAAAAUGUU
This is a messenger RNA of Melozone crissalis (California towhee), 1756 nucleotides long. RefSeq names its product solute carrier family 25 member 27 (gene SLC25A27). Gene Ontology annotation, biological process: mitochondrial transport; response to cold. The transcript is spliced from 9 exons. Gene Ontology annotation, cellular component: mitochondrial membrane. The record is from RefSeq and is a predicted model, not a curated record. NCBI's taxonomy places the organism in Eukaryota, Metazoa, Chordata, Aves, Passeriformes, Passerellidae. The coding region runs from base 1 to 948 and encodes 315 amino acids.